AUGCCUGCUAUUAGGCCUGGCUCAAGAGUUCAGUGCCGUCCACCACUAUGCAGCAACAAGACCACCACUAUGCAGCAACAAGAGGCAAGUGGAGUCAGUUGUGAGGCGUCUUCCUCUGUGGCCACAACAUCAGCACCUGAUGCAGCAUCGCCAGCGACAACUGUUCCUGAUGAAACGGUUCAACGGAUCGUCUCUGCCAUCUCCAAAGCUGUGCUAGCGUUACUCAAAGAAGCCUGUGCCACCACUCUUCUGCCGCCAUCUUUAGCUGUGGAAACAAGGGAAUUGCUACUAUGCAGGGGCCGGUAG
Molecule: messenger RNA, 306 nt
Organism: Paramuricea clavata
Lineage: Eukaryota; Metazoa; Cnidaria; Anthozoa; Malacalcyonacea; Plexauridae
Source: the annotation of a GenBank genome assembly